Messenger RNA from Xiphophorus hellerii (green swordtail), 7558 nucleotides. RefSeq names its product nuclear receptor coactivator 6 (gene ncoa6). Gene Ontology annotation, cellular component: nucleus; histone methyltransferase complex; transcription regulator complex. The transcript is spliced from 17 exons. The record is from RefSeq and is a predicted model, not a curated record. Bases 173 to 7219 code for a protein of 2348 amino acids. NCBI's taxonomy places the organism in Eukaryota, Metazoa, Chordata, Actinopteri, Cyprinodontiformes, Poeciliidae. Gene Ontology annotation, biological process: positive regulation of transcription by RNA polymerase II.
CAACUGUAGUUUUAUUUUGGAAAGCAUCAUCGGAAGUCGUUCUGUUAACCUGCUAACGAGAAUCAUGUUUUGUUAGCCUUCCUAGCAAGCAGAUUUCAACUGGUUAACCAUAUUUCCUCACGAUUAUGUGUGAUUAAAACGGUUCAGACGCCACUCCUAGUACAGGCGGAGGAUGGCUCACCAACAGACCCCGCCUGAUGUGUCCCACAAGGCUGAGCACCUGGAGUCUGAUAACGAUUCAGACAGAGACUCAGGUGUUGGGGACGAUGCAGUCGAAGAAGCUGAUAGUUGCCAUAAAUGCAACACAACUGAAGUAGACGAGGUUAAGAAGGCAGACAGGAUGGAAGAGCACGGUGUGAAGGACGAGGACUCCACAGUAUUUGUUGCCUUUCAAGGCAACAUGAACGAUGAGGACUUCGCUCAGAAACUUGACUCGGUUCUCAGCGGGAUACCCAAUGUGCUUAAUAUGGGCUCUGAUAAGCUGCAGCCACAGUGUGUAGAGCCUUGGAACAGCGUCCGGGUAACCUUCAACAUUCCCCGAGAUGCAGCAGAGCGUCUCAGACUGUUGGCCCAGAACAACCAGCAGCAGCUCAGAGACCUGGGUAUUCUCUCUGUGCAAAUAGAAGGCGAGGGAGCAAUCAAUGUGGCUGUUGGACCAAACAGAGGACAAGAAGUAAGAGUGAAUGGACCAAUUGGUGCACCUGGUCAGAUGAGAAUGGAUGGUGGCUUUCCAGGUCAGCCUGGCCCAGGCGGGGUAAGGAUGCCCAAUCCGGCGAUGGUUCCACGUGGGCCUGGCAUGGUGGGUCAGCCUAUGUUGCCAGGCAGCAGCGGACAGAUGCACGCUCGUGCACAGAGACCACCUUUGCAGACAGGUUUAGAUGUGAUGGAUCCAAUGAUGAUUUCAGUUCAGCAGCAGCAGCAGCUUCAGCACCAACAGGGUGCUGCACAUGCUUCAGCCCCCAUGUCUGCUCAGGCUGCUCAUCACAUGCAGGCUCUGCAGGCAGGCAGACCAAUCAACCCUGCCGCACUGCAACAGCAGCAGGCCCAGCAACAAGCUCAGCAGCAGGCUCAGCUCUCCCAGCUCGGACCUCGACCUCCAUUCAACCCCACGGGCCCGAUGGGUGUGCCUCCUGGCUGGAAUCAGUUGCCCUCUGGCGUACUACAGCCACCAGCAGCCCAAGGAGGCCCUGCCUGGAGAAAACUCCCCCCUCAAAACCAAAUGGUUCAACGCCCACCGUCACUGGCUACAGUUCAGACCCCCAACCAUCCCCCACCCCCAUAUCCGUUUGGUAGCCAGCAGGCUGGGCAGUUAUUUAAUGCAAUGGGACAGGGGCAGUUACAGCAGCAACAGCCUGCAGGAAUGGGUCAGUUUGCUACGCCGCAACCUAAAAGCCAACAGGCUGGUCCAGGUGGUGUCAGCGGACCACCCAGACCCCCGCUGCCCCUACCGUCAACAUCUGGACCACAGAGCAACAUCACUGCCAAGUCACCUGGAUCGUCCUCAUCUCCGUUUCAGCAAGGUUCUCCUGGGACGCCUCCUAUGAUGGCUCAGAGACCUACGACUCCUCAGGGGUUCCCCCAGGGUGUCGGCUCACCAGGCAGAGCGGCUCUCAGCCAGCAGGGCAACAUGCAGCAAGGAUUCAUGGGAAUGCCCCAACAUGGGCAGCCGGGAGCCCAAGUCCACCCUGGCAUGGCAAAGCGUCCCAUGGGCUUUCCAAACAUGAACUUUGUUCAAGGUCAGGUGACUGGCAGCACUCCAGGAGCCCCUGUAGCAACUCAGCAGCUGCAGAACCAACAAAUGUCUCACACAGGAGCCCAGCCAGCAGCAUCUACUCCCAACUCGAUGCAGGGACCACCCCACGCUCAACCCAAUAUAAUGGCUGGUCAGAGUAGUAUGCCGGGACCACCCCCUGGCACCACAGCUGGGGCUAGUAUGGGCCAGCAGCAGCCUGGCCUCCAGACCCAAAUGAUGGGCCUCCAGCAUCAGGCCCAGCCUGUGUCCUCCUCCCCCAGCCAGAUGGUUCAAGGCCAGGGUGGAGGUCAGACUGUCCUUUCAAGGCCCAUUGGUCAAGGGCAGAGAGGAGGGAUGACCCCACCCAAGCAAAUGAUGCCACAGCAAGGCCAGGGGGUGAUGCAUGGGCAGGGUCAGAUGGUUGGAGGCCAAGGGCAUCAGGCCAUGCUCCUGCAACAGCAGCAGCAGCAACAACAACAAAACUCAAUAAUGGAGCAGAUGGUUGCCAACCAGAUGCAAGGAAACAAACAGGCAUUUGGAGGGAAGAUUCCACCUGGGGUUAUGCCUGGCCAGAUGAUGCGUGGCCCUUCGCCCAAUGUUCCUGGUAACAUGCCUCAGUUCCAGGGCCAGGUUGGCCCACAACAGAUGACUCCACAGCAGCAGCAGCAAAUGGCUCAGAUUCAGCAGCAGCAGUUACAGCAACAGCAUCAGCUGCAACAGCUGCAGCAGCAGCACCAACAGAUGAACCAACAACAGCCUCAGCAGAUCCCAAUCGCUGGUAAUCCUAAUCAAACUAUGGGAAUGCAUGGGCCACAGUUGAGACUCCCUACUGGCCAUCAUCUCAUCCAACACCAGCAACAACAGUUGCAACAACAGUUUCAGCAACAAAAACAAGUUAUGUUGCAGCAGCAGCAACAACAGGCCGCUCAGCAGCAUCCACAUGUCAUUGGAGAUCCAAAUAGUGGGACAGGGGAGUUAGGUGUGCAGCAGAUGGUCCCUGAUAUGCAAGCUCAGCAGCAGCAAGGCAUGAUGGGAGGCCCCCAGCAUAUGCAGAUGGGUAAUGGUCACUUUCCAGGUCAUGGCAUGAACUUCAACCCACAGUUUGCUGGUCAGAUGCCAGUUGGAGGACCAUGUGGACAGCCCGGUGGCUUUCCUGUUAGCAAAGAUGUUACACUGACCAGCCCACUGCUGGUCAACCUACUGCAGAGUGAUAUCUCAGCAAGCCAGUUUGGACCAGGGGGGAAGCAGGGAGCUGGUGGGGAUAAUCCAGCUAAACCCAAAAAGAAGAAACCACCCCGAAAGAAGAAGCCCAAGGAGAGUGAUGGACAGCAGGAAGUCGAGGGACUUGGUGGCCUUGAUGGGACUGUUGGCAUGGAAGAUACAGAUUUGCCAAAUCUAAGUGGGGAGCAGGGUUUGGGUUUGGAAAGCUCCGGGCAAAAACUCCCCGAUUUUCCUAAUAGGCCUUCAGGCUUUCAAAAUCAGACUGGAGAACAGAGAGUUCUGCAACAGGUACCGAUGCAAUACAUACAGCAACAACAACAGCAGCAGCAACAACAUCAACAACAACAGCAGCAGCAGCAGCAGCAACAACAACAUCAACAGCAGCAGCAGCAGCAUCAACAGCAGCAGCAGCAGCAACAUCAUCAAAUGCAGCAAAUGCAACAGCAGCAUAUACAGCAACAGCAAAUGCAGCAGCAAAUGCAACAUCAAAUGCAACAGCAGCAAAUGCAACAACAACAGCAGCAGCAACAACAACAAUUGCAACAAAUGCAGCAGCAACAGCAGAUGAUACAAAUGCAGAAUCUUCAGAAUGCUCAAGCACAGCAAGGGAUGCCAGGGUCACAACCACCAGGACAAAGUCAACCACAGAUGCAUCAGCUGCAGCAGCAACAGCAACAACAACAACAACAACAACAGCAGCAGCAACAGCAAUCACAACAGCAACAGCUGCAACAGCCCACCCUACAACAACAGCAGCAGCAGAUGAUGAUGAUGAUAAAGAUGCAACAGGAAUCCAAGAAUCGCAUGCCCAUGCCCCCAGGAGGGCAGCUUCCUCCUAGAAGUUUAGGCAAUCCAACAGACGUGCAGAGGCACCCUGUUUCGCAGCAGGGAAACAUGCCUGUAAUGAUUAACCUUCAAGGGCAUGGUGGUGUCCCACCCUCACCUGACAAAGCCAGGGGGAUGCCCCUAAUGGUGAACCCACAACUCUCAGGUGCUGCACGAAGAAUGUCUCAUCCAGAUGUAGGACAAGGACCUCAAGGCAGUGGGUCUGAAGAGGUCUCCACUGGUCCCCACACAAAGCAAGACAGACCUGCUGGCUCAGAAAUUGGAGUUCAACCUGGAAAUGGGACACAGCAGAUGGUUUCCAGCCAGACGUCCAACCCUCAAAUGAUGAAGCAAGGUCCUGGGCAAACAACAAUGCCUCAACAUACUGGGGCCAGUCCUCAGCAGCAGUUAACCACUCAGCCCCAGCAAGGAGGCCAUAUGCCUGGCCUUCAUUUUCCCAGUGUCCCAACGUCCUCACAGAGCUCAAGACCCAAAACCCCAAACAGAGCAAGCCCUAGGCCGUACCACCAUCCCCUCACUCCGACUAAUCGACCACCAAGCACUGAGCCCUCAGAAAUUAACCUUUCGCCUGAGAGACUAAACGCCUCCAUUGCAGGCUUGUUUCCUCCCAAAAUUAACAUUCCUCUUCCUCCAAGACAGCCAAACCUUAACAGGGGAUUUGACCAACAAGGUUUGAACCCAACAACUCUGAAAGCCAUAGGCCAGGCUCCCCCUAGCCUUACUCUGCCAGGCAACAACAAUAACGGCAAUUUAGGAGGAAAUAACUCUAACAAUCAACAGUCUGCUGGAGCCGGUGUAGGGGUUUUAGGUGCCAAGCAAGAUAAACAGUCUGGGGGUCAGAAUAAAAGGGCAAGUCCUAGCAACAGUCGUAGGUCGAGUCCGGCUUCCAGUCGAAAGUCUGCCACUCCAAGUCCAGGAAGGCAGAAGGCGACAAAAAAUACCAUGAAUUGCCCUCCUCACCAGCAGCAGAUGGUUAACCCUCAAGGACAAACCAUGAUGCUAAGUCCUUCCUCUGUACCACAGAGUCCAGUAUCAAUGCCUUCACAAGCUGGCGGAGCCAUAGAGACACAGCAGAGCCAGAGCUCCCUCCAUGGUAUUCAUGGUAACCCUGUUGAUGGAUUUAGGGAAAAUCAGGGAAUAAUGCCACCAGAGCAGCGACCAAUUGCUCAACCUCCAGCCCAGACACAGCAAUUUAGAGAUUUGUCAUCGCCAAGAAUAAGCCCUCGUAUGCCAGCACAUCAGGUUCUCAAACCUGAUGUUGAGACGCAGGCCAACACAGUUGACAGACCCCCAACACAUCUAGCUACUGGACAGGACUCAGAGGUCUCACCUGCUCUUAAAGCAGCUCCAACAUCCCUUAACCAGUUACUGGAUAACGCAAAUAUUCCAAACAUGUCACUUCGGCCCUCGCAAACAGGGAAUGACAACAAGUCUACUUUGGAUCCAGAUAGACCUGUAUCCAGCAGUUCUCAGAACGCAGAUAAGUCAACAUCUGUCGUUACUACAGCCGCUGCUCCUGCUACUGCCGCAAAUGAAACUCCAGCUAUACCUAGAUCUGCUCUAAUUCCUACCAGUGGUUCUGCCUUGCCACCUACUUCAAUUCCAAGCUCGCACCCAUCCACUGCUGCAAACUCUAGUAGUACCCUUAGUCUUAAACACAACCCAUUACCUAACUUUGUAAAUUCAAAUGUAAAUCCAGCAGCUACUCUUACCAGCUCAGUCUGCACUAACACCAAUGCCAAUCCAGGUCUAAGCACCAGUAUGCCUGCUUCCGGUCAGAACACUUUUGCCUCCUCUGUUAGUGCCAGUUCUGCAGUAAACGCUGCCAGUUCAGCUGUCAAACCAAGCCCCAGUCCAAAACCUGUGACCAGUGUUCAAUCAGUCAUACAGAUCCCCGCGUCAUCUAGUAACAUUUCCCCCAACCAGAUAACAGUGUUUGUUACAUCAAACCCCAUUACAUCUGCACCCACUUCACAGGUGCCAACAUCAAUGGUGUCCACCAUGGUGGCCGUCCCUAACAAGAAUAUAAGGCCUCAAGACAUCCGGCAUCAGAGUUCUGGCCCUCGACCUGCACAAUUUAUUACCACUACACCUGUAUUUAUUAACCCAAUUUUCCAGGUCCCAGCUUCCUCUGUGGCACCUAAUUCAGGAGUUGUAUCACAGUCUGUUACCAUGGUGGGGUCUUUACAGGUCUCAGCUGCAAACAUCCAUCUUUCUCAUGCCCCUAGCUCCUCUCAAACAACAGGGGCUACCAUGACAAGCGCUCAGUCUAACAGGAGUGGUCUUGGACAGGUCCACAUAACCACUAGUAUGUCGCCAUCAGGGCCAGUUAGUACUCUUGUAGCUCCUCAGCAGUUUAACCAAGGAAGCAUCAAACCAGAAACUCCAAGUGAGGCGAGUUCCUCUCAGAAAUCUGCUGUCCCGGUGCAUCAGCCUUCUCCCCACCCAGGCCCGUCUGUAUCAGCUUCCUUUCAGCCACCUCUGGCUUCUCCGCCUCCUUGCUCCAGCCCCAUGGCUGUUCGAAAGAGUCCUGUGCCUCCAUCCCCUGCUUCCCAAAUGAAACCAAUGCCCACAUCGGUCACUGUAUCCGUUUCUGGCAAAGGCGACUCCCAACAAACUACUGUAGAAAGGCCUCUGCAGAGUCAUACAGGGGGUGUCCCACAGCAGGUCUUUCUACAUCCUGCUAAUCAGACUGAAACACAAGCUCCUCAUACUACUGUUGUUGGUUCAAAUAAUAAUCCACCUGUGAUUUCUAAAGAAAUCCCCAGUCAAGUUACAGUUCCUACUCAGAUUGUUGGACAGGCUCCUGCACCAGUCUCAGUCCCAAAUCAGCCACCACCUGUAAAUUCUCAAGCUCCCGUUGCGACUGUAGUUGGCUCCGGGGUUUCUUCCAGUGCUUUGCUUUCUACAGUCCCUCCCAUACAAUCUUCUGUAACAUCUGUUCUUCCGAUUGUUGCUGCAAGCGGACCCGAUGAGGCUUCCCACAUCACCUCCUCCCCUACUGGUAUUCCCAGUGCAGUUCCAGCAAGCCAGACAGAUGUCCCAGCUGCAGAGCCUUCUGUGCCGCCGCCAGCAGAAGCAGCAGCAGCAGCUGAAUCCACCCAGGCCACCCCAGCACCGCUGCAGCCAGAAGCCUCACAGGAGCCUGCCUCAACUGAGAAGACGGGUGAAGACAUCUCAACAGGUUCAGAGCAGGGAUGGGCAAAGAAAAGAAAGACGCCCAUCAACAUAGUCCCAAGAGCUGCUGUGGAGAAGCCCAAGGGGCCAAGCAGACGGAGCUCCCGAGCUGAGAAGGAGGCAGAGGAGGAGCCGGCGGUAGACAGCGGCAUCCGGAAGAGGUCAGCCAGGCCUGGAACCAGUGCUGCAGUCAAAGAAACCGCAGCAAGUCCCACCCAAGCCAAACGAAGGAAGUCUAAAUAGGCACAACGGUGGUCGUUUACCUGUGAACUGUACUGUAAAUGUUUUUUUUUUCUGCUGUGAAUCAGUUGACCUUAGUUUCUCUGGCUCAGUUUAAAACUUAAACUAGAGGAAGAUACUAUGUACAGAUUGUUUUCUGAAAAAAAAUAAAGCUAUUGUUUUGUUGACGCUUAUGUGUGAUUGUAGCUAGAAUGUGUGUAUACAGUUUGUGUGAAUGUGCUAUUUUUUUUUCUAUAAAAUGCUGGAUUAAUCAUGAAGAUUGAUAAUGAAACUCACCAUUUACUGUAUGAUUAAGUUGUAAAAUCAAAUUAAAUUUUCUACUGCUUUUGUUCUGUGAAAUGA